UCCCGUGUGCCGUCCGAUGCGCGCACGCCCACCAACGCCGAGCAGCCGUCUCCGUUGCAGGGUCGCGGUCAGAGUUAGCUAGGGCUACAAAAUCGGGUGGCGCGGGUCGCCGCCGCCAUCGGCAGGAAGAGUGUGGCCUCGCAGCUGGUGCCUGGUGGAGCUCGCUCUCAAGUCUCACCUCCACGCCCAGGGGGCAGUCGCGGCUGGCGGAGGAUGGACGAGGAAGACGGCGGCCACCGUCACCACGCCAUCCGGGUCGCAUCGUCCUCCCCAGAUGUUGCAAUCGAGGAGGAGAACACGAAGCCAGAUCACUCGCCGUCGCUGAGGCAGAAAGCAGCCGAGGUGAUCGCCGCCUCGCUGGAGACCUACCGGAGCAGGCCUUUCUCCUUCUGGCUGCUCCUAUGCCUGAGCAGCGGCGCGAUGCUCACCGCGUUCCCGGCGUCGAGCCUACUCUCGCGGCUCUACUACAACGACGGCGGCCAGAGCAAGUGGAUCCUGUCGUGGGCGGCCGUCGCCGGCUGGCCCCUGCCCGCGCUGCUCCUGCUCCCGCUGUACCUCCUCGGCAGGGCGUCGCCGACGCCGCUGUCGCUGGCGCUGUGCUCCUGGUACGUGCUCCUCGGCUUCCUCAGCGCCGCCGACAACCUCAUGUACGCCUGGGCGUACGCGUACCUCCCGGCGUCCACGGCCUCGCUCGUCGCCGCGUCGUCGCUCGCCUUCUCCGCGCUCUUCGGCCGAGCCAUCGCCAAGAACAGGCUGAGCCUGUCCUCCCUCAACGCCAUCGUCGUGAUCACAGCGGGCGUGGUGGUCGUCGCGCUGGACUCCGGGUCGGACCGGCCGCCCGGCGUCACGGCGCGCCAGUACGCGCUCGGCUUCGCCCUGGACGUGCUCGGGUCGGCGCUCCACGGCCUCAUCUUCGCGCUCUCGGAGCUCGUCUUCGCCCGGGUCCUCGGCCGGCGAUCCUUCCACGUGGUGCUGGAGCAGCAGGCGGCGGUGUCGCUCUGCGCGUUCGCCUUCACCUCCGCGGGGCUCGCCGCCGCCGAGGGCUUCCCGGCGAUGCGGCGCGAGGCGGCGCGGUUCGGCGAGGCCGCGUACGCGAACGUGAUGGUGUGGACGGCCGUGACGUUCCAACUGGGCGUGCUCGGCGGCACGGGUGCGCUGUUCCUGGCGUCGACCGUCCUCGCCGGCGUGCUGAACGCCGUCAGGGUGCCCCUGACGAGCGUCGCCGCGGUGAUCUGGUUCCAUGACCCGAUGAGCGGGUUCAAGAUCCUGGCUCUGGUGAUUACGGUGUGGGGGUUCGCGUCCUACAUGGUCGGGCACGCCUCUGUCAAGAAAACGUCAGCAAGUUGAUAUCGUAAAGUUUGUUUUCGGCUCGCUGCAGAACGAACAUUCGUUUUUCCUUGCGAAUGCGCAAAGGCUCUACACUUUGUAACAACAAAUCACAACCAGCUACUA
Messenger RNA from Panicum hallii, 1452 nucleotides. RefSeq names its product probable purine permease 5. The record is from RefSeq and is a predicted model, not a curated record. The coding region runs from base 214 to 1347 and encodes 377 amino acids. Gene Ontology annotation, cellular component: membrane. Gene Ontology annotation, molecular function: purine nucleoside transmembrane transporter activity. The transcript has 2 exons. Lineage: Eukaryota; Viridiplantae; Streptophyta; Magnoliopsida; Poales; Poaceae.